Messenger RNA from Symbiodinium necroappetens, 2054 nucleotides. NCBI's taxonomy places the organism in Eukaryota, Dinophyceae, Suessiales, Symbiodiniaceae. The record is from the annotation of a GenBank genome assembly.
AUGAGAAUCUUGUUCUGCUGUUGGACCUGGCAGGACACGAACCAAAAGCUAGUUGAGCUGGCGGUGGAGAGGCUGGCAGGAGCGCAGAAGGAGGUGGGUAGUGCGAGAGAAGCGGUGAAGUUCGCGGAGAGACACUGGCAAAUAGCCAUAGAAGGCAACGACAAGGAGCAGGUAAGUAUGUGGAAGCAGGAGGUCAAUGAGGCCGAGCAGAAGGUCGAGAAGGCCAAGCAGGAGGUCGAGAAGGCCAAGCAGGAGGUCGAGAAGGCGGAGCAGAAGGUCGAGGAGGCGAAGCAGGAGGUCAAGGAGGCGAAGCAGGAGGUCAAGGAGGUGACUGCCGAAGACUUCGACAUAGCCAAAUGUUCGCGGCCUCAGUUCAAGGUCAAACCGAGCAACUUCGUGCAGCUUGCCCCUUGCGUGAAAGCCUGCAUCGACGCUGUCGCAAGGAACUUGAACCAGCAAACAGACGCUACGACUGUGCGAGUUCCCCCGACGGUGCUCUCCCGGUGCAUGCGCGGGGGCAAGACCACAGUGCUGCUGCACGUCUUCGACGAGCUGAAAUGUGAGUCGAAGAACCCCAUUUUCAUCAGCUUUAACGGGGACUCUCUUAUCAGGCAGCUCGAGAACGAAAGCUGCCUGGAAGCAAUGCUGAGGGCCAUCGCUAUGGCGCUAAUGAAAGAGAAGCCCAAGAACCAUCGUGAGGCUGCGCGAAUUCGCUGCAGGCCGCAUGUCUUGGAGGAGUACCUGAAGGACAAGAACGAUGUUGUGCUCAUUGUAGACGAGCUGAAUGUCUUGCUGAAGCCAAGCGAGUCAGAUGGCUACGCAGCGGUUGGCGCGUUCCUGCGGGAGCAAUUCCUCGACCCUGCAGGCCGAUGCCUGAUUUUCAGCACUCAUGUUCCAACCAGCUUGGGCCUGUCCCACCUUCUUGGCGAGGGCUCAGGCAGCAGUCGUACAGCAGAGAUUGUAGAGAUGCCCAGGUCGGAUGACAUGCAGAAACUCAGGGGCAUGCACGAACAAUGUGAGGCUUUAACUCCUUGCGAGGCCGUGUACUAUGGACGAAUUCCAUCCCUAAUGUACUCUGUGAAGACGCAGUGCAACAGCUUCAACAUGUUGUCACGGUUCCAGGCAAUAGCCUCUGCACAGCCAACAGAAGCCUUGACCAAAUGUUUUCUCUCAGAGUUCUUCACGGGUGAGCGGGGUGCAGACUCAGCUCCAAUACGAGCCUUCGAUAGCCUGACCGAAAGCCCAGCCAGCGGACAGAUUCGGUGGAUCCUUGCCUAUGUGGGCAAAAUGUGCUCUCACCUGGGAUUGUCAGGAAUUGCCGCUUGGGUCGAGGAGAUCCCCAGGCUAUCGGGAAAGGUCGAGAGCGGCCUAGACUGGGAGGCCAUCGUGCUGGUCGCGCUCAGCCUCCGAUGCGUCCAGGCCAAGUAUGGCUAUGUCCACCCGCUCUUGAAUCUGCCAGAACUUGAUGAGGUCAAAGGCGUCUUCUUGAAAAACGUGCCACAGGAUUGGUGCAAAACGCUGCCCGACAUGGUGAAGUGGUGGAAGCAGAGGACCGUAUCACCUGAUGCAUUCCCGUACAUCGCAGUGCUGUCGCCAAACUACGCAAAGACGGAGGUUGUUGACGCAGCAUGGAUCUACCAGCAAAAUUCAGCGAGCAACUACGUGGUACGGGGCCUGCAAGACAAGCUGGGAGGAAGAACUGCUGUGCCAAGCGCGGACAUGCCAGACGGCAUGCUUGGCUUGCUUAUGAGAGGAAAAGCACCAUCCACAGGCAAGCAGGCCAAGGGCUGGGUGUACCCGAGCUCACGUGACAUUCGUGAUUUUUUGGGUGCUUCCUUGUCAGCCCUCUAUCCUUCUGACUGGUGGAGGGAACUGCGGCUGGGCAAAGGCGGUCGCAACAACUUCGUGACGUCAGCGCCAGGCAGCUGGUGCCCGGUGAGUAGCCGGUUGUUGCCUUUGCUUGUCCUUUCUGGUAUCGUGUGCUACAAGCUCGAAUAUCCACGGGCUGCGAGGGCCGAGCUGCGUUGGCGGCUGAGCUUGUUUGCGUGGGAGAG